CUGUAGUAGAACUUCCAAUUUACCAGUCAUCCACGACUAUCAACCUGGAGAGGGAUCAGAGAACACAAAACAUUGUCCAGAUGAUCGAGGAAAUGCUUGUUCAAGUUAAGGGUCUGAAAAAAGGAAUCAUAAUGCAAGAGACUAAAGAGGGACAAGCGGAAAUGUCAGUUUAUUCACUUAUCUGCAAUUAUGAAACAAAAACCGACAGUCAUGUUAUAGAAAAGGGAGAUGUUAAGUCUACAAUUGGAAGUCUUUUAGCUACGGCCAAUAGUCAGAGGACUGCUGCAUCAUGUGUAGUGGACAAAAACGAAAAGGGAAAUGUGAAUUUGUACAAAAGUUGCAUUGAGAAAGGAGAUCUGCACUAUCUGAAAAGUCUUCAUGCUGAGGCAUCAGGAGAUGAAGUUGAUCACAGCCUUUUGGCUGAGGAGCAUAUUGAAAUAGUUCAAGGGGAUGUGAAGGAAGCAAAAAGAAGUCUUUGUCAGCAAAAAGACCAAGUAGAGCGAACCAUUUCUGAUGUUUUGCCAGGGGAUGUAAAGAAUACUAAAAAGGUUUUUUCAUCAGAGUGCUCCAUCAAUGUUGAAAACUGUCUCCCAAAAGAAGAAAUAAUCCCUGGGGACAUCUCAACAGCAAAGCAACAACUUGCAGAAAAGCAACCUGUCACUGUAGAAAAAGAGGACAUUGUGGCUGGUGACAUCAAGGCAACAAUGCAGUCAUUGGAACGUGCAAAGCAACAGAGCAUGCUGGUUGAGCGGGAGCUCAUUAAACCUGGAACUAUCUAUGACAUGGACUUGUCAGCUGAAGUUCCUGAAUUAGAAAAUAGCCAUGCACAAAAAGAGGUCAUUGUAUCCGGAGAUGUAAAAGCAGCAAAAAAGUCCCUGGAAAUGGCCAAGCAGCAGAGCAUGCAGGUGGAACGUGAAGUCGUUGUCCCUGGAAAAAUAUACAACGUGAAUGUCAAAACACAAGAGCAAAGCACGUCAGCAACGACGCAAUCUACAUGUUCGUCUUCCUCCAGAUGUCAGCAAAUCAAGACAAACAUUUCAAAGUAACCUAUGAAGGACAACCAACCAUUACAACACAGAAUCCAUCAACCAACCCUGUAGCAAAUGGAUACUCUAAUUCAUCCAGCCCUGA
Molecule: messenger RNA, 1131 nt
Organism: Labrus bergylta (ballan wrasse)
Lineage: Eukaryota; Metazoa; Chordata; Actinopteri; Labriformes; Labridae
Source: RefSeq, a predicted model, not a curated record